Alligator mississippiensis (American alligator) is the source of this 3520-nucleotide messenger RNA. RefSeq names its product methyltransferase like 24 (gene METTL24). Bases 2012 to 2521 code for a protein of 169 amino acids. NCBI's taxonomy places the organism in Eukaryota, Metazoa, Chordata, Crocodylia, Alligatoridae. The transcript is spliced from 3 exons. The record is from RefSeq and is a predicted model, not a curated record.
AGACCUUUAAAUUUAAAAAAAAACAACCCAUAUGUGAAAACUGUAAUGCAGUUAAAUCACAAAAAGUGCAAUUUUCGUUAUGUGUACGAGCGCCCCAUACUUCUAAAUCAUAGUAUCAAUGGUAUAUGCCACAACUAGAUGUUUUGCCCUGUGUGUUAUAUAGGGCAGGAUAGAUGACUUCGGGUCUAAUAGCAGAAACUGAAAGGAAGCCAAAAAACUUUUUUUGGGGGGGAGGGGAGUAAAGCUACUUUUCAGAUAUUACUGAAAAUUAAAAUGUUUAAAAAUGUUCUUUUAGCAUCAUGUUAAACUAAAAAAAAAAUGGCAACAGAACAGUGAUCCUUAUACAAAUCCCUUGGCUCAACUUCACCCACAGAGUAUGUUUAGUUAGGCAGCAAAAAUCUGAGCUCAUGAUAUGAAUUCAAGGCAAACUCCAUUUGUUCUUAGGAUCCUCUUCAAUCAUUUUUGUUUCUCUUCUCUCUGUCACCCAUAUCACUGUAAUAAUGUUUCUGCCUAAGGAAAACUAGCUGCAACUUUCUCCACAUCAUUGUUGCUGCGCUAGUCAGAUUGGUAGGUGGCCCUUUGACUGAGAUGAGCAUACUACCUCCACAUUUUAAGCUCAGUCUGUACUCAGUGUAGUUCAUUUAGUGUUUUUUCCUUUAUUGUUUCAAGAGCUACUUACUGAAAUUAGGCUCUGCAGGAAUCUAAGACAAUUAUUUUUUGUUUGGUUGGUAUCAAAACAGUCACAAAAAAACCCUGAUCAUCUUCCUGGAAUUUAUUUAUUUACAAAUGAUUACGGGAAGCUAAACUCCACCUCCCCUAGUAUAGGAGAAAUUGACAGUCACAAUUGAGAAAUCUUUUCACUGAGGCUCAAUUUUGAGGAAUUCAUCUUAAUUUUAAUUUAACAUGCACACAGAUCUAUUCAGGACUAGUCUGAUGAAAAGAGCUACAGGUGUAACAUUUCUAAAAUGACAAAAGCUGGCUGAAUUGGGGAAGAUAUUGUGGAUAGGAGUUCAGAAACCUCUUGCUAUGCAAGCACAUAUCUGAGAGAGGUUUCUGUCCUACUUUGUGGGAAGUGUUGUUUGAAAAGCUGACAGGAUCUCUGUGGUUUUGAGCUGAUGGGCCUCACACAGAGUAUGAAAAGCAUCCACUGAAUCUAAUUUCCUGUGGAGGUGAAAAUUAGGAGUUACAAUGUGGUGGCCACAACGCUGCCAUUUUUCAGGCAAACAAAGAAUUCUGCUGAAUCUUGUUAGGCUAAAAGAUUAAAAGGACUUUUCUCUGAAAAGGCAAAUGUCUUAUUGAAUUAGCCAGACUUAAAAAAAGAUGUUGAUUACAGAGGUUUACUUUUGACAUUUUUUAUUUGCUGGAUAAAUUCCCAGCAUUAGCAGAUGCUCAAGCAGAGCUGUGAUGUAUAUAUUAAAUCAUACUUAAUUUUCUAAUGAGAUGCAAGAUUCUAGCCAUUCAUAACCUGGUUUUCUUCAUGUAAGUAACAAGCUUGUAAGCAUCUAGGUUAUUCAGGGAUAGCUCUUCCAGAAUACCAGCUAUUGUGCACACUGUUACUCUGGAAUAAAAAAACUUUUUCACCUGAAUGAGCUGUAUCCAUUUUGAAUGUUGAUUAAGCUAGAUUUGAAAAGAUGCUUUGUAUUUAAAAUAAAUAAAUAAAUAAAAAAUUAUCUCAAUAGGAGUUAUUCUGGAGUAGUAGUUCCAUAUUAAAUGUAUACACAACUUUAGGCUGAAAUAACUUUCCUGUGUAGACAAGCCUUUUGAAAAAUGUUUCCUAUUUAAAAUCAGCUCUAUGUAACUAAUUACGCUUACUCAUUUUCUACUUGAACUGAGAGGUGAAGGCCAUUUUUUCAUUUAAAUGAUUUUUCUGCAUUGCAGAGCGCACGAUGGCACAUAGACCUUCAGCCUUGGGCAAGUCCUACUCCUUCCCUGACAUAUGAAGCCUUGAGGUUCCUGAAGUAUAUUAGCACUUCUCAGACUGGGAAGUGAUGAUAACCAGUUUGAGAUCAGCAUGGCCAGCAGCAGAUGUGAGGUGCAUCGUUUUGAUCCUAGUAUCAAAUCAGCACACAUUCAGGAGGGACAACAUCUCUGGUACCAUCGUCUGUCCAUUGACUGGAGAGAUCCUAACCCCGUGAUUGCUGCUCAUAGACUGCGCAGCAAUACAAAAAAGCUUGGUACAAUCUUAAAUGAAUUUGGACACCAGAAGAUUGAUAUCCUUAAGGCAGAUAUGGAGAGUGCUGAGUGGAAAAUUUUGGAAAACCUGAUCCUGGAAGAUAUUGUUGAACAGAUAGGACAGCUGGUCUUUGAAGUCCACAUUCAUUGGCCUGGAUUUGAGGUUAGCGGCAACGACAGCACCGUGGUUCGAUACUGGUACAGCCUCCUCAAAGAAUUAGAACUGAAGGACUUCAGGCUCUUCCACACUUACAAAGACUUGUCUAAGCCACAGAUGUUUCUGAAAAAGGAAGCCUUCAAUGCAAGUAGCUCUUAUAUACUAAGCUGGGUAAACACAAGAUGGAAAUAGCAGACAGGAAUUUAUUACAUGCAAUUCUGAUUCAUUCUGCUUAGUAGUAUUAUUGAAGAUGACAUUAGAGCAACUGGUUAGUUACUUAACUUGCGUACACCAGCUCUACUAACAAAAUGAACUUGUUCUGUUCCUCAGCAAAAAAUGGAACAAAAGUUAGAUGCUGUACUAAAGGAUGAAAAAUCUUUUGUAUGGCAUCUCACCAUAGGUUGCACUGUUAGAUACGAGGGAGAGGUAUUUUCUAAUGGUUUGUUUGAAAUGGUUAACAGAAUUAAUUUAUGAGUCUGCUCACAUGGCUGAGAGUUAAUUCCUGCCUUCCCAAAGCACAUUAGGGAGAGAGAAUCCCUGCUGGGUAGUGAAAAUUCCUCUUCAAGCAUUGUCUCAGCAAUUAAUAUAACAAAUGGCAACACAUGCUGCUUAAAAACUUUUCAUGGAUGAACAGAAGUUACUUGUGGUGGCAUUCCCUUAAGUGAUUGUAUUUUUUAAACAGUACAAAGUCAGUCAAAAGUACAGCAAUGGUUGUGAAGGCUGUUUUUUCUUGCAGAAAGCUAUUAUUUAAAAGGGACUGCAACUGGAAACUAAGUCAGUGUGAGCAUGGAAAUAUAGAUUUAAAAAAUGCUACACCUGCCUGUGGAUGUAACUAUAUUCCCCCUUCACCCCUGCUUAUACUCUUUGGCCCAAGUCCAUCUUCUGCACUACUACGACCAAGUCUAAAUCAGCCAACCAGCCUUUCUGGUCUCUCAGGAGUGCAACCGCUGUGUGCUACGGACUUGGACAACACACAUUAAAAUGCCCAGGGAAGUCACUCUACUCCCUUUCUCCUCCUCCUCUCUCCACCUCAGAUUACCAGAAGCACAACACAGGAAUGUACAUGUAUUUAUAGGUCUGGCCCAGGAUCUCCAAUACAAUACAUUUUCAGAAAAUCAAGGAUAGGAGAUGGUUAAAGCAUUUGUGUAAGGAUUUUUUUGACAUUAAACAUUGUAUUACUUCUUAACACAA